AUGUGCCCUGCUGAACUACUCCUUGCUGUGCCAGCCAGCAUGGGCAGGGUGGCAAAAUGUGUUAAGGUUGGCCCGCGAUAUCUUAAGUUGGUUCGCCACAUUGACAUCUCCAUGGCCGAUGCCCAACAUGGAGUGCCGUUGUUGAAGCACAUCGCGGAGGAGCAUGGCAACUGCCAUAUCAUGAUGCUUCCCGUUCAAACCCUUGCAGGAGCACUGCUGGAUGUGAGAGUCGCAAAGGGAAUCCGGGACAGGGUUAUCUUUACAGGUUUCCCCCCUGACUAUGGUGAGCCAGUGUAUGUUCAAAGAAAGAACGACUAUCAUGCGCUGAGGUUUGGGGACUUGCAACACCUGGAGGUGCGCCUGAGGCAAAAAAGACACAUCCAUGCGCAGUUUGUGGCAGACGGUUCGCGUCCCUGGCAGCCACUACCUUAA
Symbiodinium natans is the source of this 432-nucleotide messenger RNA. Lineage: Eukaryota; Dinophyceae; Suessiales; Symbiodiniaceae. The record is from the annotation of a GenBank genome assembly.